This is a messenger RNA of Gaeumannomyces tritici R3-111a-1, 3013 nucleotides long. RefSeq names its product palmitoyltransferase ERF2. Gene Ontology annotation, molecular function: protein-cysteine S-palmitoyltransferase activity. Gene Ontology annotation, biological process: peptidyl-L-cysteine S-palmitoylation; protein targeting to membrane. Gene Ontology annotation, cellular component: Golgi apparatus; endoplasmic reticulum. The record is from RefSeq and is a predicted model, not a curated record. The coding region runs from base 679 to 2619 and encodes 646 amino acids. NCBI's taxonomy places the organism in Eukaryota, Fungi, Ascomycota, Sordariomycetes, Magnaporthales, Magnaporthaceae. The transcript is spliced from 2 exons.
UCAUGCAUUUCGCACUCCGCGAAAUGAGCCAAGUCCAACAACGAACGUCGGGAUUCCCACACAGAAACAGGCAGCCCUCAUCAGACUGGCUGUUGUUGUUUGACCUCAACGCAGCGCCCUCUUUCUUAUUUUCGCACGCUCCUUAGCCUCAAUUCACGGCAUCAGUUCCUUAAUUUCUAUUCCGACGACUCCCUUUCCCCUCGGGCCCCCUAACACGCUUUUCACCACCAGGCGUGACGACUCCCGCCCGACGAUCCUUGACACGAUUGACAUGAGCUCGGCCCGAAUUGCCCGGUGCCUCGCUCCAUACGUCGAAAGCUCCUGGAUGUAGCUAUUGACACGACCGCACACCACGCACCGCUCAAGUUCAGCCGCGACCGGCAUAGGGACAGGGCUGUGCUUGAUCACCAACAGGCGCUGUUGCCAUACCAAACAGUGCCCAGUGACGAUACGUAUUUCGACGGGUCCUCACAAGCGAUAUAUAUCCACUUCCGCGCUAUGCGCGAGAAAAUUGUUUGCAAAACAAGAUCGACCAAACAGCUCGCCGAUAUCCCGACAGCGUCGGCGUCGACACCGUCGAGACCUCAGCCGGACGAAGCGAACCGUUGACCUUUCCUGUCCGACACACAGCGUGUCGCCAUCCCUUCCUGAGAUCGAGCCGAUCUCAUUUGAUCCAAGAUGGCUGGGCCACCCAGCAUAAUAUCGUCGCGUAUGACGGACAUCGCUUCUGACGAUGGCAUGGACGGCGAGCCCCAGCAGGCCCCGGGGAACCGACGCAGCCAUAUUGCCUCAGAUGCCGCGUCGCGACCGGGGACAGCGAGGACUGGAGCAUCCUCACGCGCCCAAAGUCACAGUAUGCCUUUACGCCAGGCCUUGACGGCGAAGCGUGGCAGCGUUACCGCCAGCAGCACAGCGGGCUCUUUAGUAGGGCGACCUGGAUCCGUCAGCCGGAGCCACGUUCCGUCUCUGACCUCGCACGCUUUCUUCCGACCAAUGAGUUCCCAAAAGCUGCAGGCCCAGCGUGGAGCAACUCGUCCGUCCGCUCUCGCCCGCAACAGCCGCGUAGAAGACGAUAUACAUGAUGGCGCGCACGCCAUGUCCCGUCGCAGCAUCACCUCGGACAUAACAAACUCCCAAGUGAUCGCCCGCCUCGAGCACCCCCAGCCAGCCGACGACGCCUACGCUCGGCCACCGCCAUCUAGAGGGACCGAGUUCACAGAACCUGGCACCUACGAUCGCAUCACGGCGAAUACUAGCCCCACAUAUGGUCACUAUCCGACUGGGAGCUUGUCGGAGAGUGUGCGCCCGCUACAGGGAAUGCCCAGCGAAGGCCGAGACAAUGCUGGUGGCCUCACAGUUCGGGUGGACAAGAACUUCAAGCCGGGCAAUGGUCUGCCUACGCCAGUCAGGACUCCCCGGUCGUUUCGCUCGAGUUUCCUACUCCCUGCGAGGAACGACGGCUCACAGAGCGGCGCGAACAGGAGCAUGCAAGGUGGCGAGAAGCUCGAGUCCGGGGCUUCAUCGCCGCAAUUUACCCCGUCGGCUCCUGUUGACCCCAAUGCCCAGUCUGGCGCGGACAAGAUCGCUGCUGCCAUUGGUCGCAACUUCGAGUAUUUCGAAGGGAACACCGUCUUCUGCCUUGGCGGUAGGCUGCAGAAUACGCGUUCGCAGCCGGUGAACUUAGCCACAGGCUCUCUCGUCGUCGUGCCCUCCAUUCUCUUCUUCGCCUUUUGCGCCCCAUGGCUCUGGGACAAUGUCCACCCCGCGGUGCCUACCAUGUUUGCCUAUAUCUUCUUUCUUUGUGUCUCGUCGUUCAUUCAUGCGUCUUCAUCUGAUCCCGGGAUUCUCCCGCGCAAUCUCCACCAAUUUCCCCCUCCCGAUGAGAACGAGGACCCCCUACGCCUCGGGCCACCAACCACCGACUGGACGCUCAUCCGGUCAGCCGAGACGUCAACGGCCGCGAUGGAGGUGCCAACCAAGUACUGCAAGACGUGCAAUAUCUGGAGGCCGCCCCGUACCCACCACUGCCGCCUGUGCGACAAUUGCAUAGAAACGGCUGACCACCACUGCGUGUGGCUCAACAACUGCGUUGGACGCCGCAACUAUCGAUAUUUCUUCGCAUUCGUCACGUCCACCACGCUGCUCGCCGGCUAUCUCAUGGGGGCGUCCCUGACCCAGAUCCUGGUAUACAUGGGGAGAGAGGGCGUCUCCUUCGGCCAAGCUAUUGAUCACUUUAGGGUUCCUUUCGCUCUGGUAAUCUACGGCUUCAUUGGGUUCCUCUAUCCGGCAGCCUUGAUGUUGUACCACGUCUUUUUGAUGGCGCGUGGCGAGACCACGCGCGAGUUUUUGAACUCGCACAAGUUCAUGAAGAAGGACCGCUACCGCGCCUUCACCCAAGGCAGUUGGAUCCGGAACUGGAUCGUCGUGCUCUGCCGACCAAGGCCCCCAACCUACUAUCGCUUCAAGGAAAAGCGUGUAGAGGGUGACCAGCGGUUGGCUGCCCGGAAACGAUCCGAGAUGGUGGCCGAGUCCAAGGAGGGAAUGGAGAUGCAAGACGUCAACCCCGCGACGUCUGGCUUCCAAGGGCCAGCUUCCCGCAAUUCGGUACCAGCAUCAUAACAGCCGUGUUUUGACAUGUUUAUCAAGCUUUCUUGUGACCCCUAUUUUGGGUUUUUGGCAUAUGCACUUAUCCUUCACUACCACUGGUCUCUGGUUCCUUCCCCCCAAUGGUGGGCGAUGGUUGGUGAACUGGUUGAUGUUCCAGCACGGCUUCGAUACCCCCAGGGGCCUUUCUUCUCCAUUUUAUCGUCUGAAUUCAGACUUGUCCAAAUAUAUACAGAUGCGGCACAGGCACAGCAAGACCGCCACCAUCCUCUGGCAUAUUUGGAGGCUGGCAGAUCUUGCAUUUUGUCCUUUUUUUUCUUCGAUAUCCCAUUAUUUAGACUAAUGCAUAAUGCCGAAGCGGGGUCAAGCCCAACCAAAUGGGAAAAUGCCUUUGCCUGUGUGUGUCUGA